Molecule: messenger RNA, 4128 nt
Organism: Nothoprocta perdicaria
Lineage: Eukaryota; Metazoa; Chordata; Aves; Tinamiformes; Tinamidae
Gene: GRID2IP
Product: Grid2 interacting protein
Exons: 23
Coding region: 1-3369 (1122 amino acids)
Molecular function (GO): protein binding
Source: RefSeq, a predicted model, not a curated record
AUGGUCGGCCAGCUCGCCGCCUCGCUGCCGCCUGCCGCCGGCGCCGUCCCGGCCGCCACAGUUGCCGCGAUGCCGACGAGCAACGAGGAGUGGCCCGAGGCGUUUGGCUUCCAGCUGGGCGGCACGGGCCCGUGCUACGUGCUGGCGGUGGAGGACGGCAGCAGCGCGCACGCGGCCGGGCUGCGGCCCGGCGACCAGCUGCUGGAGCUGGAGGGGCGGCCGGUGGAUGAGAUCCUUGGAGACCAGCCAGAGGUAAAGGAGAAGGUUUUCACCGUCCUGAAGCAGUAUGCAGCAGAGAGGAAGGUAGAAUACUUGGCUUAUGCCCUCUGCAUGGUUCUCACCCAAGAGUCCCACCAGCUUCUUAUUGACAAUAUCAGGAUCUUCAUCCCCAAGAAGCACCGGCAGCGCUUCGACGAGGUUGUGUCGCAGAGCCUCAUCAGCAAGCUGUGCCGCUCCAAGGGCGAGCAGCAGAGCCACCGGCUGCGCCGCAGCCGCAGCGAGGACCACCACGAGCGGCUGCUCGUGUCCACCCGCGCCAGCUCCGUGCCCCGCAGCCACGAGGAGGCCGCCAAGAGCCUGCGCAAAUCCACCUCCCUCGUCACCAGCAAUGUGGCCUCGGGGGCCGCGCGCAGAACCGUGCGCGUUUACAAAGGCAACAAGAGCUUCGGCUUCACGCUGCGCGGACAUGCCCCGGUGUGGAUCGAGUCCGUGCUGCCAGGAAGCCCAGCCGAGAAGGCGGCCCUCAAAGCUGGAGAUCGGAUCUUAUUUCUCAAUGGUCUGGACAUGAGGAGCUGCUCCCACGACAAGGUGGUGUCGAUGCUGCAGGGCAGCGGGGCGAUGCCCACCUUGGUGGUGGAGGAAGGGAUCGUCAACUUCUCAAACGACUCUGACUCUGCCGACUCCCCGAGCGCCUCCUCCGCCCUCACCUCCCUGCAGUGGGUUGCAGAGAUACUUCCCUCUAGCAUCAAGAUUCAAGGAAGGACCUUCAACCAGCAGCUGGAACAUCUGCUCACCCCACCUGAGCGCUAUGCCAUCUGCAAAGCACUGGAAGGCUUCUUUCAACAUCGGAAUAUUGACACUCUUAUUGUGGAUGUUUACCCGGUGCUGGACACACCAGCCAAGCAAGUGAUCUGGCAGUUUAUCUACCAGCUGCUGACCUAUGAAGAGCAGGAGCACUGCCAGCAAAAGAUUGCCAGGUUUCUGGGUUACAAGUCCUUGGCAGCGGAGCCCGAAGGCGAGGAGCGUCCCCGCAGCGCUGCCCGCGCCGCCUCCCUGUGCCGCGGGAGCCUCCGCACCCCGCGCCCCGAGGACGGCGCCGCAGCAGGUCAGAGCGACACGGUGGAGGUGCCAGUGCGGCUGAUCCCUGCGGAGAGACAAGCUGGAGAUGGCACGUCCCUCCCCGAAAUGCCCAACCCCAAAAUGAUGUCGGCUGUCUAUGCAGAAUUAGAGAACCGCCUCAUUGGCAGCUUUGCUGGGAAGAUGAGCAAUGCUGCUCUGCACAGAGCUUCGCCUCCUGCCCCGGAGCAACCGCGGGCUGCAGGCGCUCGCAAGUCGGGGAUGUCCAUCUCGUGGCACAGCGACCGCCGGCCCUCGCAGCAGUGCUACUACCAGCUGCAGAGCAGCGUGGCGUCGCCGAGCAGCACCGAGUCCAACCCCUACGUGAGCCUGGACAGCAGCCCGGCGCCGUCGCCCCAGCACGGCGACUACUCGCUCAGCCCCCUGUCACGACGGAGGAAGCUCUUCACCUUCUCGCGCCCGCCGCGCAGCCGCGACACCGAUCGCUUCCUGGACGCCCUCAGCGAGCAGCUGGGCCACAGGGUCACCAUCGUGGACGAUUUCCUCACCCCUGAGAACGACUACGAGGAGAUGAGCUUCCACGACGACCAGGCCAGCUAUGUGACCAACGACGCGAGCAGCACGAGCGAGUACGUGAGCAGCAGCGACGAGGGCAGCUCGCUGACGUACUCCACGCUGUCGGACCACAUCCCGCCGCCGCCGCUCAGCCCGCCGCCGCCGCCGCCCCCGCUGCACUUCCACGACCCCCCGCCCGGCCCCGCCAAGGCCGAGCUCCCCAAGAGCAGCCCGGCGCCGGUGCCCAAGCCCCUCGGGAGCCACCUGCACCCCAUCCCGCCGCCGCCGCCGCCACCGCCGCCGCUGCCCUGCGCGCCGCCCCUGCACCGCGGGCUGCUGCACCGCAGGGCCGACUCCAACCACAUGAGCGUCAAGAGGCUGCGCUGGGAGCAGGUGGAGAACUCGGAAGGGACCAUCUGGGGACAGCUUGGAGAAGACUCGGAUUAUGACAAGCUGAGUGAUAUGGUCAAAUACCUUGACCUGGAGCUGCACUUUGGAACGCAGAAGCCCACAAAACCAACUCUCAUGCCUGAGUCCUUUAAAAAGAAAGAUGUGGUUGAAAUUUUGUCCCACAAAAAGGCCUACAACACAUCCAUCCUCAUCGCCCACCUCAAGCUCUCGCAUGUGGAGCUGCGCCAGAUCCUCAUGACGAUGGAGACGGACCGCCUGGAGCCUUCCCACAUCAAGCAGCUCUUGCUCUACGCCCCUGACGGCGAAGAGGUCCAGCGGUACCAGAACUACAAGGACAACCCCAGCAAGCUGAGUGAGCCAGACCAGUUCGUGUUACAGAUGUUAUCGGUACCAGAAUACAAGAUCCGCCUGCGCAGUCUGCAUUUUAAGAGCACCCUGCAGGAGAAGACAGAGGAGAUCAAAGCUAGCUACGAGUGCAUCUGCAAGGCCUCUCUGGAGCUGAAAAGCAGCAAGAAGCUGGCGAAAAUCCUGGAGUUUGUGCUGGCCAUGGGAAACUACCUGAACAACGGGCAGCCCAAGACUGGCAAAACAACAGGCUUUAAGAUCAACUUUCUCACCGAGCUGAACACAACCAAGACUGUCGAUGGGAAAUCCACCUUCCUGCACAUUCUUGCCAAAUCGCUUAGCCAACACUUCCCAGAGCUCCUGGGAUUUGCCAAGGACCUUCCCACAGUGCCGCUCGCCGCCAAAGUGAACCAGAGAACACUAACAGCAGACCUUAACGACCUCCACGCCACCGUGGGGGACAUUCAGAUGGCCUGCCGCAACAUGCCAGCCACCGCGGAGGACAGAUUCGCCAUCGUGAUGACUUCCUUUCUGGAGAGCGCGCAGCCGGCCAUGCGGUCUCUGGACGAUCUGCAGCACAAGGCCAUGGAAGACUUCAGCAAGGUGCUCUCCUUCUUCGGGGAAGACUCUAAAGUGACAACUUCGGAAGCUUUCUUCGGCAUUUUUGCAGAAUUCAUGAGCAAGUUUGAGCGGGCGCUCAGCGACGUGCAGGUCGGCGAAUGCCAGCGCAGCCCCAGGGUCACCUCGCCCCUCGCCUGGUGACGGGCCUGCCGCCACGGGAGGUGCAGCCACCCAUUGCCAACAAAGUGCAAUUUGCUCCCGUUGAAUCGGGUUGUAAAUACGCUGCUGUCGCCUGCUAGCACCACGCAGAGCCGAGGACCACGGGGACGGGGCGGCCUGGACGCUGCAAAGGCACCAUGGCUGGAUGCUGGAUGAGGCACAGCCGCGUGGUCUCCAUGACAUCCCGGGCAUCCUCCAUCCCCACACCUUCCUGCAUCAUGGAUAGCAGACACAAGUGGAUAAAUCCCGAGCUCCCACACUCCCAGAACACACCCAACUGGCACCAGCAACCCCUGGAGACCGUUCCCUACUCCCAUAGUCCCGCGUGGCUCUGCACGGAGCCUGCCCUUCCUCGCAGACCUCUCCCCUUCCUCCUCCUGCUUCCAAGCCGCCUCGGGGCUGGCAGCUGCUGCAUGCGGCCGGGUGAAGGGCUGGAGUUUUACUGACCUUAAUGGCUACUGGAGAGGGCAGGAGGUAGCCCAGAGGUUUUAAUCCAUGGCUAGAGUCAGCCAGGGACACUGGAAAGAACAGGCACCUUCCAGAAACCUUUGUGGCAUAUCUGCAUGCUCAUACAUACAGACCCAGUCCCAUUUUAGGGAGUUGCUUUAGAGAACAAGGAAUUCCCCAUGUCCGUCCUUUGCUUUUAGAUGUGGCAGCGACUGACAGCCCCUGAAACCUCACAGAGCAUUUACGAUGGUUGUGCCAGGAGCCAUAAACCCCUGCGAAACGGGGGCCGUGCUG